Messenger RNA from Paraphaeosphaeria sporulosa, 1831 nucleotides. RefSeq lists its product as uncharacterized. The transcript has a single exon. NCBI's taxonomy places the organism in Eukaryota, Fungi, Ascomycota, Dothideomycetes, Pleosporales, Didymosphaeriaceae. Bases 195 to 1697 code for a protein of 500 amino acids. The record is from RefSeq and is a predicted model, not a curated record.
CCUUCCUCCGAGCGUACAGCAUCGCCAGCUUCCUGUCAUGCACCAACUUUCCCCUUCAUUAGCACGCCCUAUAACUGCUGGCCGACUACUUUGGCAUACCACCUGGCCUUGGACCUAGCUUCUAUCGUAGCCUGACCCCUGGACGACUGUGCCACCAGUGAUCCUGCAUCGGGGCACACCGACAAUCCACUCCAAUGAGUUCAUGGCUGCACCGUCUACGUGGAGAACAUGUACAGACUAACGAAGACCAUGUUGAGCAAUCGAAUGUGGUCGAGCGGAGUAGAGCGAAGCCCCGACAACGCCCCGUAGACCCCAAACCAAAGGACCCAAACGCGCCGCUCAAACGUCUGCAACUGCAUCAAAAAUGUUUGUACGAGCGGACUAUGCCUGGCAAUGCCUUUGUUUCCGCACAUGUGAAUCGCCUCCAGCAGGGGUACUACGAAAGCAAGGCCCUCCAUGAAGGUCCACUCAACAACGUGUACUUCGUAUCAGUGCAUUUUGUCUUUCAUCCUCGUGAUCACCACUAUCAUCGGUUCCGAGCAGCGACCAUCAAAGUAUCUGUACACACUGACUUCAGUUCGUCCGACUUCGAUCCAGAAAAAGGGCGAUACACACCUCUCGGUUCGCAUCCACGGAUAUUGAAGCAUGCGCCUGAGCUGAUCUACGGAGCCGUGUCUCCAGAGAACUUGCAGUGGAACUUCAACCUAUCAAGCUCACUCGGAGUCUCACAGGCUCCUCUGAGUGCCACCUUGAACCCCAGCGGUGGCGUCAAGAAGACAUAUCGGGUGUACGAUAUGAUGAGCAUCCAAGGGUCAUUGAGGGUCCUGAAGAGCCCAUUGGGUUCCGACUUCGACGUUGACGAUGCCAUGGCAGUGUGGACGCUCGAAGAGAACCUGACCCAACGAUCGGGACUGCCCCGAGAGUUCGAUUUCGUCAUGCUUGUGCAUAAGCCUGACGAUGUUCAGAAUGUCUAUUUGAGUGUGGACCUCGAUGCAACAGUCAGCUCCUGGCACGGAGAUUACCCACAGUGGUACACCAAUCUAUCCAGAUACCUGCCUAAUGUGGAUUACACCCUCGACUUAGACACGGAUAUUGGUCAGAAGUUCCGCCCCGAGAAACCAGGGCACGGCUUCAACUUCGCGGAUCUCCCUCAAGCUCUUGACCAGUACGUCUGCAUGCCUGGGACUAUGUAUCCUACAACAGACUCGAAGCCGGAGGAUUCAGGAUCUGCAGACCGGAACUGGUCAAGGUACCGUCAAUAUGAGCCUAAAGGCUCAGCGAACGACUAUCGCGUGUCAGGAGCCCCUCCCGCCGCUUCGUCUGAGCCGAUGUCUCCGGAGAAACAGAUCAACACCUGGGGCCAGCAGUUCGGACCUUCCCCAGCCUCCGUGCCAACGGCCCAACGCCAACUCGUAUUGCCUGAAACUCUCAAUGUUAGAGUGACACUGGAACACAGUACUCCUCGCUCUCCUGCUACGUACUGCUACUCUGGAUCCCCGAUUGGCAGUCAAGACCCUGCAAGACAACACUCGAUAAGGAGGAGAAGAUCCCGAUCCGAACUAAAAGAGUAUGGGGUUCAACAAGCGCUCCAAGCGUUGGCAGGCGAGACGCUGAAGGAGAAUGGAGACAUACCAAAGCGAGCGGCAAAGACCGCGAGGGCAAGAUCUACAGAGAGGAUAGUCAAUGAUCGGAUGUAAGGAAGAGGAAGGGUCAGAUGACCAUCAUCCACGCAAAAGCAUCCAUUGGCAUACAAGCGAGAGCGACUUCUGUGCGAGUAUGCUGUGCAAUCCGAGGAGGAAAUUUCGACCGCUAAGAUUCCACAGCAGCAUGA